CAAUUUGACAUAACUUGAAUUGAAAUUGUUCAGUCAGAAAAAUCGUAGAAUUUUCCAAAAACUGCAGUAAUGGAUAAAUAUUUAGUUUAGUUCAAGUACAACUUCUUUAUUUAUCUAUAUUUUAGUGAAAAUGGCGUUAAAAAAAGUGAAAGGCAACUUUGAGAGGAUGUUCGACAAAAAUCUCAGUGAUUUAGUUCGAGGGAUUCGAAAUAACAAAGAUAACGAGGCGAAAUACAUAGCUCAGUGUAUGGAAGAAAUAAAAGUCGAAUUAAGGCAGGAUAACAUAGCAGUGAAAGCUAAUGCCGUUGCAAAACUCACCUAUUUACAAAUGCUGGGAUACGACAUAUCCUGGUCUAUUUUUAAUAUUAUAGAAGUAAUGAGUUCAAACAAAUUUACAUAUAAGAGAAUUGGAUAUUUAGCUGCUAGUCAAUCAUUUCACGCUGACUCUGAACUUCUUAUGCUCACCACCAACAUGAUACGGAAAGACCUGAAUGCUCAAAACCAAUAUGAAGCAGGGCUUGCCUUGAGCGGGCUCAGCUGCUUCAUCUCCCAUGACCUCGCACGAGACCUGGCCAAUGAUAUCAUGACACUGAUGAGUUCAACCAAACCGUACCUGAGAAUGAAAGCCGUGCUGAUGAUGUACAAAGUGUUCCUGAGGUAUCCAGAAGCACUGCGGCCGGCUUUCCCUAAGUUAAAAGAAAAACUAGAAGAUCCGGAUCCAGGUGUGCAGUCGGCAGCUGUGAACGUGGUGUGCGAGCUUGCCCGGAAGAACCCCAAGAACUACCUGUCCCUCGCACCUGUGUUCUUCAAACUCAUGACCACUUCCACUAAUAAUUGGAUGUUAAUUAAAAUUAUUAAACUGUUUGGUGCCUUAACCCCAUUAGAGCCCCGUCUUGGCAAGAAACUGAUAGAACCAUUGACUAAUUUAAUACAUAGUACAUCGGCCAUGUCCCUCCUGUACGAGUGCAUCAACACGGUGAUCGCGGUGCUCAUCAGCAUCAGCAGCGGCAUGCCGGGCCACGCCGCCUCCGUGCAGCUCUGCGUGCAGAAGCUCCGGAUACUCAUCGAGGAUAGCGAUCAGAAUUUGAAAUACCUGGGUCUGCUGGCGAUGUCGCGCAUCCUGAAGUCGCACCCCAAGUCGGUGCAGGCGCACAAGGACCUGGUGCUGGCGUGUCUGGACGACAAGGACGAGUCCAUCCGCCUGCGCGCGCUCGGGCUGCUGUAUGGCAUGGUAUCAAAGAAGAACCUAAUGGAGAUAGUCAAGAAGCUGAUGCUCCACAUGGAGCGUGCUGAAGGCACCCUGUACCGGGACGAGCUGCUGUCGCGCAUGGUGGAGAUCUGCGCGCAGAACAACUACCAGCACGUGAGCGACUUCGAGUGGUACGUGACCGUGCUGGCCGAGCUCACCGAGAUGGAGACCAGCGCCAAGCAUGGAUCACUAAUCGCGUCACAGCUGCUCGAAGUGGGCGCGCGAGUGUCGGGCGUGCGUCUGUUCGCGGCGCGCGAGUGCGCCAGCAUCGUGCGCGCGGCGGCGACGGGCGCGCCCGGCCCCGCCACCCGGGAGGUGCUGUACGCCGCCGCCUACGUGCUGUCCGAGUAUACCACCGAGGAAGACGUGAUGGAGUCGUCGAUCACCCCUCUACUUCUCUGCGCGGGCGGCAGCGGCGGCGCGGCGCGCGCGCGGGCCGUGUGCGUGCACGGCGCGCUCAAACUGUGCGCGCGGGUGCUGCGCCUGAAGGAGCGGCGUGGAGAGAAGGCUCGGGCUAUAGAGAUCCUGCAAGAGACGCUGUCAGGGCUGCAGCGCCUGCUGAGCAGCGAGGACAUGGAGGUGCAGGAGCGCGCGCACGACGCCGCCGCGCUGCUGGCGCUGGCGCUCGCGGCCGCUGAGGACAGCCCCGUCGUGGACAUACCCGCCAGGUCAGUGCUCUAUACCCCUGCAGGAGACGCUGUCAGUAAUGGCCUGGACCCUCUAGAAGAGCUGGCGAACGGCGAGCAGGCGGCGCCGUCGUUCAGCAACGGCCUGAUCGAGGAGCUGGCGGAACUGUUCGACGGCGAACUCAAACCCGUCGCGCCUAAAGCGCAGAAGAAAGUACCUAUGCCUCCCGACCUAGACCUGGAGCGCUGGCAGGCGGCGGGCUGGUCGUCGGACAGCUCGAGCUCGUCGGACGAGGAGGCGCGCGAGGACGCCACGCCGCCGCUGUUCGCGCCCGCCGCGCCCGCGCCGCGCCCGCCCGCGCAGUUCACGCAGGACGAGCUGGAUAUGCUCCGCGAGGCGCGCAAGGCGGAGCAGGCCAACAACCCGCACUACCUCAAGGACGGCUCCCCGCGCUCCUACCAGCAGGACGACGCGCCCGUCGCCGAGAUCGCGCUCGAGGUGCCGCUGCAGAUACACACCAAGAGAUCUGACAAGUACCUGACAAGGCGAGAAGACAACAACAAGAAGUCCAAGAAGCCGAAGAAGCGGAAGAGCAAGAAGGCAGAGAAGUCUAUACUCGCCGACUCCUACAGCGAAGAUGACGAUGCGUCGCCGACCGCUCGGCCCGAGGUGUCUGUGGGCGGCGAGCUGCCCGAGGGCGCGGCGUCGUCCGACGACGAGCCGCCGCCGCGCGACGAGCCGCACCGCGCGCUCGACCUCGACCUCGACCUACCUUUACGAGAAGAAGAGUUGCUGGCGACAAGAAUACAGCAAUACCCGCUACCGGAGAGCGGCCAGCUGAAGAAAACACCCAAGAAAAAGAAGUCAAAGAAGAGCGAUUCCGACCAGCCUUUAGCAAAGAACGACAAGAAGAAAAAAUCUAAAAAAACAAUUAAGGUCGUAGAGGAAAACUUAAUUAAUACUGAUUACAUGAUUGUGGAAGAAGGCGGGGACAAACCCAAUAGUGAGCAACUAACCGACCAGACGACUCCUGUCAGUGAGAAGCGUAAGAAGUCCAAGAAAGAUGACAAGGAUAAGGAAUCCAAACACAAGAAGCCCUCAAAGAAAGAUAAGCAUGCGAACAAAACUGGUUAUGAAGAGGCACUCGGCAUUUCCACGCCCAGUAAGGAGGUUAUUUAGUAUAAUAUAAUCUUUAAUUCUUGUCACUAUACUCAUGCUCUUUCAGUGCAAUCUUUAAGUUCAAUGAAGUUUAAGAGCAAAGGACCUUGAGCCUAAUAACCAUAAUGUUAUGUAUAGCAUUAGUCUAUUACUAGGGAAAGAAUUACUUAAUGAUAAUUUUUCUUAUGUAUCCUCUCUGCUAAGGCUCAAGUUAUGAUGGUCAAAAUGUAUUUAGUAGCUAAAAAUAUGUUAUGUUUAAUUACUUACUAUAUUUUUAUGAUUUCACCAUAACUACUUAACGUGAAACAAGUCCAUAAUAAUGUAUGUAAUAAUAUUACGUAAGUCUAUGUUAUAACAAAGGCAAAUAUAUAAUCAUGUACAGUUUUAUUAAAAAGAAUUUAUGAAAAAAUAUACAGUUUGAUUUUAAAGAAAAUUCACAAAUAAAUAAGAAAGAUCUGAACCCUAUAAACAGAACAAGAUAUUGUUUUAGUCUAUCACAGAUAAAACCUACGCCUACGAUAAGGCAGGAAACAGAGAAUGUAUGUUUUAUGCUUCGGGUUUUUUACCUCUUCUAACUCUCUUCCGUAUCCGGUCCACGCAAGCGUUCGCGCCGUUGGCAUCGUCGCCUCCGCUGCCACCUCUGGCAUCCGUAAUUUGAACCUAUGGUUGUGAAUAAAAAAAACAGCUCAGCUAUACUACAAAUGUACCUUCACAGAGACCUUCUUAAGAAUCAAUAAAUAAGAAAAACAAGGGUGAGGAAUUAAAUGAAACCUGAACGAGCAGAUCUAAAUAAAUUUAUUAAAAUUUGACAUUAUUGACAAAACCAAUAAAUUAAUUACACUGCGUUACAUAUUUAUUUCAAUGUACUUAAACUUUCCAAGUAAGUAACAAUUUGCAUGUUAUAUAGUCGUAUAAGUUGUCUAUUUACAAAGGAAUAUGGUACAUACUUAGUGUACAUGAUUAUUGCGCUGAUACACGUUUUAGGCAACUUGCCUCGAAAAUUAAUUGAAUAAACAAUACAAAUAUAACUCGUACCAUUAGUGUACAUAGAUACUCAGAUAUAUCGCUCGAUCGUGACUGGCUGGUUAUUUAUAAUACUUUAUGGCUAUAGGACACAUUUCAACUUAAAUAAUGGAGGCAUGACUCGUAGCCAACACUUACUUUACUCAUAAUGACGAUUGCAGCAAAAUAUUACAGUUUUAUUCACUAACUACUCAACAAUCAACAUGAAAACUUAACUAUUAAUUAAUUAUCUACUUUCAAUAAAUAAAACAAUACGAGUGAAUUAAUUCUAGCCAGCCGCUGCUGUUGCAACACCAAAGUUAUACGAAAUAUGAAUAGUUACGAUGUUCUUACAUAGAUGCUUCAAUUCCAAUCAAUAUAAAUGUGAAUAAGUAGAAAAUGUGACAUCAAAAGCAAUUACAUUUGUAAAACUUAUAGUUACAAAAAUGUAAAUACAUAAAAAAUAAACAAAAAUAAAACUUCGAUCUCUAUCUACAUUUAUAUCACCUGAAUCAUAUACUCGUAAUAUGUAUUUUCUACAUCACAAUAAAAUAUUGAAAUAUAUAACAACAUACAAAGAACACCGACUUACACAAAAUACAAUCUUAAUGCGGCUUUAACAAGUUUUAUGUCUAAGCUAGAAUUAAAUAAUUUGCCAAUAGCGUGAGUGAUGAGUAACAUAGACGAGUGAAGCUACAGACAUCACA
Molecule: messenger RNA, 4743 nt
Organism: Plutella xylostella (diamondback moth)
Lineage: Eukaryota; Metazoa; Arthropoda; Insecta; Lepidoptera; Plutellidae
Source: RefSeq, a predicted model, not a curated record